Messenger RNA from Anopheles funestus (African malaria mosquito), 2732 nucleotides. RefSeq names its product transcription factor Dp (gene Dp). Lineage: Eukaryota; Metazoa; Arthropoda; Insecta; Diptera; Culicidae. Gene Ontology annotation, biological process: regulation of transcription by RNA polymerase II; regulation of cell cycle. The transcript is spliced from 8 exons. Gene Ontology annotation, cellular component: transcription regulator complex; nucleus. The record is from RefSeq and is a predicted model, not a curated record. Gene Ontology annotation, molecular function: RNA polymerase II transcription regulatory region sequence-specific DNA binding; DNA-binding transcription factor activity, RNA polymerase II-specific. The coding region runs from base 583 to 2355 and encodes 590 amino acids.
AUAAGAAUCUCAAACUCUUUCAUAUCUUAGAUAGUGACGUAGUAAUUCUUUUUGUACGUAAUUCACAAGUUGUUAAUGAAAUGCAUUACAUAGAAUGUCAUUUUUAUGUUACCAACAACGCAUAGUUAUCCCAUUGUUGCCAAAGCGAAGAUGAAACAUCGAAACUGAAAACCCGCCGAACUCGGUGCUUCUAGCAUCGUUGUGCGGACAUUUUUGCAUAAGGAGGUGGUUUUUUGUGAAGUUCUGGGGAGUCUCAUGUUUUACGAAUCACAACGCAAAUUAAAUCAAAUGAUUGCCUAAAGCGUCUUCUUUCUACGGGUGUUAAAAAUACAAUAAUCGUGUGUGAACCCGAUUGUCUACGCGGCGAGGAAAACUGACCCGCUUAGCUUGCAGUGAGACUGUCUCGAAUCGCCAUUUUGAAGUGUGGUAUUCAUCGUUGUUGAGGCGCAUAUUUUAACGAGGAAAAUUUUCACAACACCAAUUGUUUAUCAGUAAGCAGUAAGGCAUUACUUCAGAGACUUACCAUUUAAAGCAAAUAUAGCCUACAGCGCUUGGUCUGGACUGUAGGAAUUUGGGCAGUGCAUGAUGGCUCAGCAAACCAAACCGGUUAAUUUUUUGUUGCAGGAUCCAAAGCCAGGUCAAACGCAAAUUUUUCAUGUAUUAAACACGACCACAGGUGCGCGUACACCAUUACCCGCAGGAGUGACCACGAUGAAAACCAUUGUCACAAAGGAUAUUAACAUAGCCGGCAUGGCAAAUCAUGGACCGGAUGCAGUAGGCAUAACUUCCGAAAAUGUCGGAAUUGUAGGAGCAGUGGGAACUGCCAAUACCGCGACCGUUGUUGGUGGCCAGAGUUUUACAAUGCCUGUGGUGCGUAAACUUUCUCCUGGACAAAAAAUAAUCCCCAUCGCCAAGCACAAACUAUUUCUUCCUACAUCGGCAUCUAACAAAAACGUUAAUGGAAAAGUUGUUAUAUCUCCAAAAUUGUAUAAGGUUAUCUCGACGACUUCAUCGCAUUCCGUCAGCAGAAAUUUAACCUUUUCCCCUCCUGCUAACAAUUCAACUAUAACAGCAGUUUCAGCAAAUAAUGUAACCUUUGCUAAAACAUUAGGUAUCGCUACAACUAAUGCAAUUCCAUCUACUUCGGUUAUGACAAAACCGCCGUCAUUGACAUUACCCAUCAGCGCAACUAGUAACAGUGGCCGGUAUAACACCAGCAGCAAAACGCCCUCAGUUAUGAACAAUUCGUCAAAUACGAUCAACGAAAUAGUUUCGAUGGGCAAUAAAGGCAUCAAUAACGGAACUAUUACUAAAAGUUACAAUGAAAGCGGCAAUGAUUGCUCAACCUUCCCUCAGGUUUCUUGUACGUCUACUCUGCCGGUGGUUGUGAAAACCUUACAAUCGAAUCACAACAAUAAAGAGCAUUCUCAACAGCAAUUGCAUUCAUACAGUAAAAAAACACCCUCGAGCCAGAUACAUACGCCUGCGUCUCGUCGCCAGAAAACAGAUAAAGCUGGUCGGGGUCUUCGGCACUUUUCAAUGAAGGUAUGUGAAAAAGUGAAAGCUAAAGGCACUACGACUUACAAUGAGGUGGCCAAUGAGUUGGUUGCCGAGGAAACCCAAAAUCAUCAUCCGGGAGUGGAUCCAGCAAGUUACGAUCAAAAAAAUAUUAGACGGCGCGUAUACGACGCUCUAAACGUGUUAAUGGCCAUGAAAAUAAUUUCUAAGGAAAAGAAAGAAAUACGUUGGCACGGCUUACCGACUAGUAACACACUGCAUGAGUGUGAAGAGUUAGAAAAAGAAAAUGAAAAGGCCCGUCGCAGGAUUGAGCUAAAACAGCAACAACUCCUCGAUCUGGUACAGCAACAUGUUGCACUAAAGUCUCUAAUUGCACGGAACAAAUCAAACGAAGAACGUGGUUUGGUGCCCAAUCCCAGUUCUGCCGUGCAGCUGCCAUUUAUUAUUGUAAAUACCGACCGAAAAAACAACAUUAAUUGCAACAUUUCGAACGACAAAUCGGAAUAUUCUUUCAAAUUCGAAGAUUCUUUCGAGAUUCACGAUGAUGUACAAAUUCUAAAACGAAUUGGAUUAUCAUUAGGUUUGGAAAAGGGUCAGUACUCUGAAGCAGACCUCAAAAAGAUAAAAUCUAUGGUUCCGAAAUCUGUCGAGAAGUACAUUGACGCAUAUGGUCUCGGGUUCGAGCACGACGAUAUGGAUGACUGGGAAAUGAGUUCAUUAUACAACGGUCCUGAUAAUGACGACAGCUUAUCUACUCAGGAUAUGCUCGGUUUUAACGAUACCACGAACGACAUGCUCGAUGAUGACAUGAAAUUCGAAGAUGACGAGGAUGACUAAAUUGUUUCAUUGGGAAAAUGAUAAUUUUCAAAUUUUCAUUACAGUUAGUAUCACAGCAAUGAGACAUGUAUAACCUAGAAAGGGGCCAUCUUGGCUACUUUUAUUUUACAUAACGUUUAAAAAGGUAUCAACAUUCUCCAAAAUCGGAAAAUUUAUAUUUUUAUUUUCUAUUGUUAGAGAGAAGUAUAAUAUAGGGCAUGAUUGUAUGGUUUCUCAACCAGGAUCAUAUGGUAUCGUAAGUUUAAGUUUACUUAUUUUAUAAUUUUACUUAUUGUAUACAAAUUUGAAUUGUAUUCGAAAAGUUAAAUCGCAUACAUAUACAACAUUGUAUUCAAAGUAAUACCAUCAGUUGAUACACAAAACACACUGAUUUACAA